AUGUUUUGGGGUUUUUUGGGUUGGGUGGGUGUGGUUGGGGUGGGUGGGGGUGUGAUAUGGGGUGGGGUGGGGGGGGGAGUGGUUUGGGUUUUGGUGUUUGAGUUGUGGGGUGUUGGAGAGUGUAUGGUGGGGUGGUGGAUUGUGGUGGGUGUGGAGGGGGGUGUGUGUGGUGGGGGGUGUGUUUGGUUUUUGUUGUGUGUUUGUGGGUUGUGGUGGAGGUGGGGGUGUGUGGGGGGUGUGGGGUUGGGGAGGUGGUGUAGGUGUGGUGUGUUUGGUGGUGUUGUUUUGGUGUGGUUAGGGUUGGGGGGGGGUUGUUUGGUUUUGGGGGGGGGGGGUAUGUUUUUGUGGGUUGGGGUGUUUUUGUGUUUGAGGGGGUGGUGGGGUUGGUUGUUGGUUGGGGGGGGUGUUGGGGUUGUGGUUGUGAUUAGUGUUGUGGGGUUGGUGGGGGGGGGGGGAGGUUUGGGUGGUGGUUUUGGGGGGGUUGGGGGUUGUUGGGUGGGGGGGGGGGGGUAUGGGGGUGUAAUGGAGGGGUAUUUAGGUGGGGGGAGUUGUGUUUUAGGUGGUUGGGUUGGUGGGGGUGAUUUGGGGUGUUGUGGUUGUGAUUUGUUGUGGGGGAGAGUGUGGGGUGGGUGGGGUUGGGAGGGUGGAGGGGUGGGUGGGGGGGGGGGGUGGGGGGGAGAAGGGUGGGGGGGGGGGGGUGGGGGGGGGUGUAUGAGUGGUAGUGGGGGGGGGUUUGGUGUGUGGUGGGGGGGGGUGGGUGGGGGGGGGGGGGGUGGUGUGGGGGGGGUGGUGGGUGGGGUGGGGGGGGGGGUGGGGUUGGGGGGGGGUUGGGGGGUGUUUGAUUGGGUUGGUUGGGGGUGGGGUUGUUGUGGGAUGUGGUGGUUGUGUGUUGUUGAUGGUGUUUUUGGGGUGGGGUUAGUUAUUGGAUUUGGAUGUGGGGUGGGGGGGGGGGGGGUGUGGGGGGUGGGUGGGGGGGUGGUGGUGUUAGUUGGGUUGGUGGUUGUUGUGUUGUGGGUGGGGGGGUGGGGGGGGGGGGGUUUGGGGGUUGGGGUUUGGUGGGGGUGGGGUUUGUUGGUUGUGUGUGUGUUGUUAUUUUGGGGGGAUGUUAGGGGUGUUGGGGGUGGUUGUUGUGGGGUGUGUUUUUGGGGGUGGUGUUUUUGGGGUGGGGGGGUAUUGGUUGGGUUUUGUGUGGGUGUGGGUGGUUUGUUGUGUUGUGUGGGUAGAGGGGUGUUGAGGGGUGUGGGGGGUGGGGGGGGGGGGGUUUGGGGGGUAGUGGUGUGUAUUUUGAGGGGAUUGGGGGGGGGGGGGUUGGGAUUGAUAGAUGGUGAUGAUGGGGGGGGGAGGGGUGUGGAGUUGGAUAGGGAGGGGGUGGUAGUGGGUGUUUUGUGUGUUGUGUGUUGUGGGUGGGGGGGUUGUUGGGGUAUUGUUGGGUUGGGGGGGGUGUGGGGGUGGGUGGGUUGGGUUUUGGUGGUGUGGGGUGAUUGUUUUAUGGGGGUGGGGGGAUGGUAUGGGUUGGUGUGGGAGUUUAUGUGGGGGUUUGUUGUGGUGGGUUUGUGUAGGUGUGGGGGGGUUUGGUUUUGGUGUAUUUUUGGGUGUGGGGUGGUGGUUGGGGUGGAUGGGGGGAUUGUGAUUUGGGUGGGUUGUUGGUGUGGGUUGUGUGGGUUAGGGUGGGGGUUGUGGGUUGGGUUAGGGGGGAGGGUUUUGUGGUUUUGUUGGGGGGUUUGGUGUGAUGGGUAUGUUGGUGUGGUUUGUGGGAGGGUGUGUGGGUUGGGGUUGGGGUGGGGGGGGGGUGUGUGUUUUAGUUGGUGGAGUAUGAAGUGGGGGGGUUGUUAUGGGGUGGGGUUGGGUGUGGUGGGGGGUGGUGGGUGUGUGUGGGGGUGGAGGGGGAUGGGGUGGUUGUUGGGGGGUGGUUGGGGGGGGUGGGGUUGGUGGUGGGGGUGGUUUAGGGUGUGUUUGGGGGGUGUGUGGGUUGGGGGGGUUUGUGUUGGGUUGUUUGGGUUGGGGGGGGUGGGUGUGGGUGGGGGUGGUGUGGUGGGGGGGGGGGUGAGGUUGGGGUUUUGGGGUUUGUUUGUGUGGGUUGUGGGUUGGUGUGGGGUGGGGGUAUGGUGGGGGUGGGGGGGGUGGGUGGGGUUGGGGGGAGGGGGGUGGUUUGGUGGUGGUUGGGGGGGUGGGGGUGGGGGGGGGGUGGUGUGGGGGAGUAGGGUGAGAUUGGGAGGUGGGGGUUGUGGUUUUGGGUGGGUAGUGGGGUGGGGUUUGGUGUUGUGUGGAUGUGGUUUUGGUUGGUGUGUGUGGUUAUUGGUUGGGGUGAGUAGUGGGUUGGGUGGGGUUGGUGGUGUUUGGGGGUUGGGAUUGGGUUGGGGGAGAGGGUUUGGGGGUGAUUGGGUUUUGUGGGUGGUUGUGGGGUGUAUGGUGAUGGUGUGUGGGAAUUAG
Molecule: messenger RNA, 2430 nt
Organism: Knipowitschia caucasica
Lineage: Eukaryota; Metazoa; Chordata; Actinopteri; Gobiiformes; Gobiidae
Source: the annotation of a GenBank genome assembly